CCGUAGUUACUUCCAUUACAGAAUGAUGUAGCACUAAAGCACAAUCACCUAUCAUGUCGACAUCAACGCAAUCCGCGUGGCUCUUUUAUUCUGUAACAAGUGGAGCAUGCGCAGCUUUCAAUGGCGUCUUCGCGAAACUCACAACGACAGAGCUAACGAGCUCCUGGUCGAGCUCUCUGGCUGCUGCAUUCGGUCUUGAUCCAUCGAACAAGUUCUUCGAGUAUGCUUUACGCGCCGCUUUCUUCGGCAUGAACCUUCUCUUCAACGCCAUAAUGUGGGGCCUCUUCACACGCGCUCUCACCCUCGCAUCCUCCACCGUCCGGGUGUCCGUGAUCAACACGUCGGCGAACUUCAUGAUAACUGCGAUCAUGUCCGCGCUCAUAUUCUCUGAAAGCCUGCCGGGGCUGUGGUGGCUCGGCGCUGCGAUGCUUGUAGCUGGUAGCGUGAUAGUCGGCAUGAGGGAAGAGGGGGAGAAGAAAGAGAUUGUGACCGGCACCGGUGAAGCGCCAUUGCUGAACACCGAGGGCGAGGCGAACGCAGACUUCAGAGAUAGCGACGAUGAGGCGCAGUCGAGGCAUGAGCUUGGCAACUUUAGGCGCAGGAGUAACAGCAGUGAGCGCAGCGAUGCGGACGGGACGCUGAGAUAGCUUUUGCUACGGAGCCACCUCAAGAUUCAGACAAGUGCUUUAUACCAGGAGUUAUUUUGAGUCCGCGUCGAGAACCUCUUAGCUCCAAUUAAGUGCUCGUGCCCGUGCCUGCUCUGGCUCUCGUGUUGUCGCAGGUAAAACACCUCUGGGCUCUUCGUUGGAAUCAAGCAUUGCAAUGUCCUCGCGACAAGCACGUAUCUCUGGCUCUUGCAAAAAACAAUCGAUCCUGGGGUAUAUAAGUUGUUAU
Molecule: messenger RNA, 894 nt
Organism: Boeremia exigua
Lineage: Eukaryota; Fungi; Ascomycota; Dothideomycetes; Pleosporales; Didymellaceae
Exons: 3
Coding region: 54-647 (197 amino acids)
Source: RefSeq, a predicted model, not a curated record